AUGGAAAUGAUAGAAUACAGAGAUGAGGAGGAGCUUUUGAAUCUUAGCCUUGGAAUUGUCACAGAUUCAAGAGUUGAGAGGACACGAAAGAGGAAAAGAAAGCUGGAUGCUUCAAUCCCUACACAUCCAUUUGAAGGUUGUGAUGGGAAGAUAUUCAGCCUCCUCCAAAUGAGGGAACAAAUGCUAAAACUAGACCGCAAGAGACAAGCACCAGUAGAAGAUGGAAAUGGCCUCAACCUGAUUCAUUUGCUGCUCAUAACAGCCACUGCAGUUGAUCAAAACAAGGUGGGCUCGGCGUUGGAGAACCUGAAUGAAUUGUACCGAAAUGUGUCCUCAUCCGGCAACUCAUUGCAACGAGUCGUGACCUACUUUGCAGAUGGUUUGGCAGCAAGGCUUCUUACACGAAAAUCUCCCUUCUACGACAUGAUCAUGAAGGAUCCUACAGAUGAAGAAAAGUUCUUCGCAUUUAUUGAUCUCUAUCGGGUCUCUCCGUAUUACCAGUUUGCUCAUUUCACUGCAAACCAAUCCAUUAUAGAGGCCUUUGAGGAGCAGGAGGAAACCAACAGCCGAUCAUUACAUGUAAUUGAUUUUGAUGUCUCUUAUGGAUUUCAAUGGCCUUCUCUGAUUCAGUCUCUUUCUGAGAAGGCAUCCAAUGGAAAUCGAAUAUCCCUCCGGAUAACAGGAUUUGGAAGCAGUUUGGAAGAACUGCAAGAAACAGAAAACAGAUUGGUAGGCUUCUCAAAGGGGUUUCGGAACUUGAACUUCGAUUUCCAAGGAUUGUUAAGAGGCUCUAGCCUCAUUAACAUAAGGAAAAAGAAGAACGAAACACUUGCAGUAAAUUUAGUUUUCUAUAUGAGCACUUUGAAUAAUUAUACGAAAAUCUCUGACACAUUGAAAACUGUACAUUCACUCAACCCCUCUAUCGUAAUCCUAGUAGAACAAGAAGGGAACCGAAGCCCACGAAGCUUCUUGUCCAGAUUCAUGGAGUCAUUACAUUACUUUGCAGCCAUGUUUGACUCGCUUGAUGAUUGCCUACCACUAGAAAGUUCCGAGAGGAUGGGAAUUGAGAAGAACCAUCUUGGUAAAAAGAUCAAGAGCCUGCUUAACUAUGACAAAGGUGAUUCUAAUUGCCCAACGUAUGAAAGGAUGGAAACAUGGAAAGCGAGAAUGGAGAGUCAUGGUUUUGCAGGAAUUAAAUCAAGCUCCAAGUCAAUGAUUCAAGCAAAACUUCUUUUGAAAAUUAGGACCCAUUAUUGUCCUGUUCAGUUUCAUGGGGAGAGUAGUGGUGGGUUUAGGGUUUCGGAGAAAGAUGAUGGAGGAGAUAUCUCUCUUCGGUGGCAAGAUAGGUGUCUGCUUACAGCCUCUGCAUGGCAUCCUAUAUGA
Juglans microcarpa x Juglans regia is the source of this 1383-nucleotide messenger RNA. RefSeq names its product GRAS family protein RAM1-like. The record is from RefSeq and is a predicted model, not a curated record. NCBI's taxonomy places the organism in Eukaryota, Viridiplantae, Streptophyta, Magnoliopsida, Fagales, Juglandaceae. Gene Ontology annotation, cellular component: nucleus. Bases 1 to 1383 code for a protein of 460 amino acids. The transcript has a single exon. Gene Ontology annotation, biological process: regulation of DNA-templated transcription. Gene Ontology annotation, molecular function: DNA-binding transcription factor activity; sequence-specific DNA binding.